UCUCACCCUCGCGCUCUCUUCGCUGCCUUUGAAGGGAAAUGGGCGCGCGGGCCCUUCUGAGGGGCCCGCGCCUUUUCUGCCCGCAGCCCGCGGUGGUUGCAAAGAGUGUUAGUUCGAGAUCUUCGUCCCGCCGCCGUUGCCUCCUUUUCUUCCCUUCAGCGGCGGCGCUCAAGGCUGCGGCGUCUCGCUGUGCUACAGGUCCCGGCGCCCUCAAUCUUUUCGAUCGGCAACUGAAGAGGAAGCAGAAGAACUGGGCGGCGGCACAGCCAGAGCCGGAGCGUUGCGAGUAUCUGCGGCAAGAGGUUGCUGGUAGGAUAGCUGACCGUGUGUUUGACAUAACCAGGACUUUUCCCCUUGCCUUGGAUCUUGGCUGUGGACGAAGUUACAUAGCUCAGUAUAUAAACAAGGAUGUCAUUGAAAGGCUUUUUCAAGCAGAUGUUGCCGAAAAUGCUUUGAAAAACACAAUAGCAUCGGAAAUACCCAGAGUCAGUGUUAUAGCUGAUGAAGAAUUUCUUCCUUUCAAAGAAAAUUCAUUUGAUCUUGUUGUCAGUGGACUGAGCUUGCACUGGGUAAAUGAUCUUCCCAAAGCAUUGCAUGAGAUACAUCGAGUCCUUAAACCAGAUGGAGUAUUUAUUGGUGCCAUGUUUGGGGGAGACACCCUCUAUGAGCUUCGUUGCUCUUUACAGCUGGCAGAACUGGAAAGAGAAGGUGGAUUUUCUCCACAUGUAUCUCCUUUUACUGCUGUCAGUGAUUUAGGACAUCUACUGGGAAGAGCUGGCUUCAACACACUGACUGUGGAUACUGAUGAAAUCCAAGUUAACUAUCCAGGGAUGUUUGAAAUUAUGAAUGAUCUACAAGGUAUGGGAGAGAGUAAUUGCUCUUGGAGCAGAAAACCUGUGCUACACAGGGCAACUAUGUUGGCGGCAGCAGCAGUGUACACAGAAAUGUAUGGAAAUGAUGAUGGAACCAUACCUGCAACAUUUCAAAUAUAUUACAUGAUAGGUUGGAAAUUUCAUGAAUCACAGGCAAGACCAGCACAGAGAGGUUCUGCAACAACGUCAUUUGGAGAUCUGAGAAAAAUUAAUGAAUUAAUUCCUGGAGGGAAAAAACUCUGAGAUGUGGUAUAAUAGUGGCAGAUAUAUUGGCAGAUAUAUUAGGACUUCGGAUAUUCAGCAGUUGUCACAUUGCCAUGUGCUUUUCAAAAUUAUUUCCCAUCAUACUUUUCCUUAGUGCCAGGAAAAAAUACAAUAUAUGCAUGUGUACCACUCCACUGACUUUAUGUAUGUAAACAGUGUUCACAUAGAGCUGUGAAUUUUUAUUCUAUAAUUCCAAAUAAAACAAUCGGAUUGUUUAUU
Molecule: messenger RNA, 1355 nt
Organism: Rhineura floridana
Lineage: Eukaryota; Metazoa; Chordata; Lepidosauria; Squamata; Rhineuridae
Gene: NDUFAF5
Product: NADH:ubiquinone oxidoreductase complex assembly factor 5
Exons: 11
Coding region: 39-1115 (358 amino acids)
Biological process (GO): mitochondrial respiratory chain complex I assembly
Cellular component (GO): mitochondrion
Molecular function (GO): S-adenosylmethionine-dependent methyltransferase activity
Source: RefSeq, a predicted model, not a curated record